Molecule: messenger RNA, 1535 nt
Organism: Thermothelomyces thermophilus ATCC 42464
Lineage: Eukaryota; Fungi; Ascomycota; Sordariomycetes; Sordariales; Chaetomiaceae
Exons: 2
Coding region: 62-1459 (465 amino acids)
Source: RefSeq, a predicted model, not a curated record
ACCAACUACACAGUACUGUAUAAGCCCCGGAGCUGACAAAUGCCCUGUCAGCCCAUGUGACAUGGGCAGCGUCCAGCUCCUACAGACUCUGACCGAGUCGUUCAUCGCGCUCUCCGACGAGGUCCAGUCGCUGAUCGAUCGCAAGACCAUUUUAGAACACAAGUUGCGCUACGCACACGAACAGUAUCAGUGCCUUGCCGACAAGUAUGCACCGGCCGUGCCCGAGGUCGCCGAAAUCCUAGCACAGAUACAGCUUCCCCCAGAUCUUAAUCCGCAUCCCGCAGCUGCAACCGCCGCGGUGCCCUUACCGAGGCGCGGCCAGGCCGGUAACAAUCAACAUCAGAUCGCACUGCUCAUCAGGGAGGGUCGCAAAGCCGCCCAGGAGCUGGUGGCCGGCAUAGUCGGUGCGAACGCCAGCAGGGAGGGGUCAACUUCCCUGGGGAUGGAGGGCUUAGCGUCUGUGUCCACGGUCCUCGAGAAGGACUUCACUGUCGAAGGCAAAAAGGGCGCCCUAGCCUGCCCAUUCUCAGCCAAGCCGGAUCAAAAUGGUGGCCUUCGUUCUGGCGCUCAGCGGGUCGACGGCUCUCAGGAUCCAGCCGGCGCAGCCGACCCAACGCCGCAUAAAUCUUCUGAUCCCAUUUGCGCUGCCAUGCUCGAAGAUAGCACCAAACCCUCCCUUUCUGCUCCCUCCAAGUGCCCCAUUCGUUUCCUAGACAAGCACUCGCCCGAGGAGAUUGCCCGCUAUGUUGAAACGCACAAGCAUGCGAUCCCUCGGAGCCAUGAGGUCUGCGUCAGGCGGUACCAGAGGAACGAGGAACAGGUCAAGAAGCUCGAUGCCAAGUACGGGAACCUUGUGAACAUGGUCAAGGAUCUCAGCCAGCUGCACCGCCCGUUGAUGCCGCCGUCGCAGGACGACCUGAAGGAAGCCGACAGAGCUUCAAACAAGAGAGUAGAAGACUGGGCCCAAACCGUCGUGGCCGGCAACCCGGAGCCAGAGGACGGACCCGAGCCCCCCGUAGACGAAGAGCGCGAGGCCCGCUUUGACCGCCCCUUGCGGGAUGUGCGGGUCGGAGAAUCGCCCAGCCGGCCAUGGGGGAUAUCGGUACCCUUGGAGGCAGGUCUUCGGCAGCGCGAGCCGUCUCCGAAACCCGUGGAAGACGUUGCUCAAGCGGAUAAGGAGGCCUCGGGCCCUCCAAAGUGCCCAUUUGAUCAUACCAAGAUGUUUACGGGAGCCGCCAGGCGAGAGGACACUGCGGAGCAGCCCUCCCCCACAACGAAGCCGGACGCGCCGCCGCCGAGCACGCCUCAGCCCACGUUCGUCAACCUUCCCGAGGCGCCGGCAGCGAACAGGGACAGGGCGGACCGGCCGCAGGUCGUUUUCAACAUUUCCGGGCCUGUCUUCAUUGGGUACCCCAUGGAGCAGGCCAUUGAGUUUAUGAAGCAGUUUCAGGGUCGUUGAAAGGGUCACGAGCUGGGGUGGCAUCGCCUACAUGGUUUAUUGUCUUCCUUUUCUUUUCUUUUUUUUUUUUUUUUUU